Lacerta agilis (Sand lizard) is the source of this 1788-nucleotide messenger RNA. RefSeq names its product glycerate kinase (gene GLYCTK). Gene Ontology annotation, molecular function: glycerate kinase activity. Lineage: Eukaryota; Metazoa; Chordata; Lepidosauria; Squamata; Lacertidae. The transcript has 5 exons. Gene Ontology annotation, cellular component: cytoplasm. The record is from RefSeq and is a predicted model, not a curated record. The coding region runs from base 118 to 1641 and encodes 507 amino acids. Gene Ontology annotation, biological process: protein phosphorylation.
ACUGUGGCUGGUUAACAACUUGGGCCAUGGCCUCUCUCUUUAAGGGUUGGCCUGUUGUUGGGCAGAGCUUGCUGGCGCUCCACGGCUCGCUCCACCCGUGAGGCAGCUUCCCUCGACAUGGCCCUCCAGGAGCAUGGGCUUCAUUUAUUCCGCUGCGCUGUUGCCAGAGUCCUGCCGGGGCCUAUGCUGAAAAGGGCCCUGGUCUUGGAGACAGGCGAAUGCCCGAGGCUCGUGUUGCACGGUCGGCCUUUUGAACUGAGGAGGAACUUGUAUCUGGUCGGCUUUGGGAAGGCUGUUCUGGGCAUGGCAGCUGCGGCAGAGGACAUCCUCGGAGACUACCUCGUCCGGGGAGUAAUUAGUGUUCCUCAAGGCAUCCAGAAACUCUGCAGCACACAGGAAGGAGAGCAGGCAAUGUUGCUGAAGCCCCAGAGCCGCAUCCAAGUUAUGGAAGGAGCUAAGCACAACCUUCCUGACAGAGCAGCUCUGAAGGCAGCCACUGCUAUCCAGGAUUUGGCCGAGGGCCUGACAGCUGGGGACCUUCUUCUGGUGCUGAUCUCAGGAGGAGGGUCAGCACUUUUACCUGCGCCCAUCCCGCCAGUCACCCUGGAAGAGAAGGAAACCAUCACCAGGUUACUUGCUUCAAAGGGAGCUACCAUUCACGAGCUGAACACCAUCCGAAAGGCCCUCUCCUUGUUGAAAGGUGGGGGGUUGGCACGGGCCGCCUAUCCUGCCCAGGUAUUGAGCCUCAUCCUCUCCGAUGUCAUUGGGGAUCCUUUGGACAUUAUUGCAAGCGGCCCCACUGUUGCCAGUUCCCACAGCGUCCAGGACUGUUUUCACAUAUUGACCAAAUACAAUAUGCUGGACACCUUGCCGCAGUCUGUGCAGACCGUGCUGUCUGGCUCUGCCACAGGACAUAACACUCCUAAAGACUAUUCCCACGUCUUCAACGUUGUUAUUGGCUCAAACAGGUUAGCUUUGGAGGAAGCCCGGUGCCAGGCAGAGGAGCUGGGUUACUUGACCCUGGUUCUGAGUGACGCAGUGUGUGGGGAGGUCGGCACAGUGGCUCGUCUCUACAGCCUGUUGAUUCAGCUCAUUUGCCUGAGCGCCGUGAGAGGUGCCCAGACCUACCUUUUGAAAGACAAGGUGGAAGCAGCACUCUCCAGCCUGGAAGCACAGCUGGCGAUCCCGGGCUUGAACUGUACGGACGCUUUGAAAGCUUUGCAAGAAUCCCAAGCAGGAAGACCCGUUUGCCUUCUCGCCGGGGGAGAAACCACCGUGCAGCUUCGAGGAAGUGGGAAGGGGGGACGGAACCAAGAGCUGGCUCUGCGAGUGGCUUUGGAGCUGCACAGAGCCAAGUCCACGGAGGCUGGCAGCUUCCUGGAGGAAUACAAAGUCGUGUUCCUGAGUGGCGGAACUGACGGGCAAGAUGGGCCGACAGAGGCUGCCGGGGCCUUCAGCAGCCAGGAGCUGGUGCAUGAGGCUGAGCAGGAAGGCUUUGACGUGGGAACUUUUCUGAGCAAUAAUGAUUCAUACACAUUCUUCACCGAGUUCCAAAGAGGGCGCCACCUUUUGAUGACGGGCCUGACGGGCACAAAUGUCAUGGACGUUCAUGCUGUUUUAAUCAGAGCUAGAGGUGGUUAGCGAUGCACCAGACAUUCAGAUUCUUCUUACUACAAAGGAAGAACUAUGGGCAAGUCUGCAUGAAGCAGGGAGCCUUGCUGCCCAGACUGUCAGUGUCAGAUUCCAAAGGUUGCAAUUAGACACAUGGUAGAUGUUUCCAAGGCAAAA